Molecule: messenger RNA, 2066 nt
Organism: Vitis vinifera (wine grape)
Lineage: Eukaryota; Viridiplantae; Streptophyta; Magnoliopsida; Vitales; Vitaceae
Product: serine/threonine-protein phosphatase 7 long form homolog
Exons: 4
Coding region: 12-917 (301 amino acids)
Source: RefSeq, a predicted model, not a curated record
UUAAUGUAAACAUGUUUGAUGUUUGUGUAUCUUUUCAGUUAUAUCUUCAAAUUCGAUGCUCCCCCGAGCGAGUGAUUAGAGUGAUUGAAAAAUUAGAACCAAAGCAAAAGGCAGCCAUAGAAGAAAUAGGAUUUGGUAGUCUCUUGCAACUUCGAUGUAGGAAAAUUGAUCAUGGGUUAUGUCUUUGGUUGAUAAAUAGUUUUAAUCCGAACACUUAUAUCUUAAAGUUGUAUAAUACUUGUAUCAAAUUAUCCCCCAUUGAUGUUGAAUUUAUUGAGGGAUUGAGGGCAAGAGGGUUCAAGAUUGGCAUGAACAAAGAUGUUAGCCAUAAGAAUGAUUUAUGUAAAAAAUAUUGUGAUAAAAAAGGGCGAUUGCCAUUAGUGAUGUUAGAAAAUCAAAUUAGGGAGGAUAAAAAGGGUGGAAACGAUUUUAAAGUUCGUUUUGUAUUAUUUGUGUUGGGUGCAUUAUUGUGCCCAACAAUGAAGCUUUUUGUGAAUCGUUCUUUCUUACAUCUUAUGGAAGACAUCGAUUCAAUAAAGAAGAUGAAUUGGGCAGAAUUUGUGUUGUCCUAUCUUGUGCACGGGAUUGAAGAGGUUAAGAAGAAACAACAAAGUGGGGUUUGCGGUUGCUUAUUGUUUUUAAUGUUAUUCUACCACGAGCAUAUAUCGUUUGAAGAGAAAUUUCUACCGCUAUAUACUCGACCUUCUCCUCGGAUUACUGCUUGGGGAGAUGAUGAAGUAUUGGACAGGAAACGAAGAUUGAAAAAACUUGGUGGAUAUGCAAAUGAGAAUCUCAAAAUAUGGGUGAUAGAAAAUGAGAUAAGGGAUUGCGUUGAUGGAAAUGCAACGAUAAUGGCGAGUGAGAAUGAGGACGAUGAGAAAUUUGUAAUCAAUCUAAACAAAGAUGUUAUUAAAUGAGUUGAUGGUGGGAACUUAAUGGAGAUGGAUAAAACCUUUCAACAAUUAAAGACACAUCUAAUUGAUAUGGCUUAUGGUGCAAGUAGUAGUAGUUGUGAUCAAAUUUUGGCUAAAUUUGAGGAGAAUUAUACUACAGUGAAAGGUCUCUUCCUUAGGUCAAGCGGAAAACCUUUGAGAAUGCACGAGGAAGGAACGAAGAAUGACAUUCUCUCAUGCGAGAGAAGUUUGGAAGAUACGAACAAUAUGAAUGUGAAUGAACAUUAUCUUCACACUUUGUCAAAUGAGAAGUUAUGCACCGAGGACUUGAAUGAAAAGAAUGAAGAUGCAUGUGCUACAUCAAUUGAAGUGCAUAUCAUUCCAGACGAAAAUCAAAAUAUUUUACCACUUCCAAUCAAAAGGAGUAGAAGAGAUUAUGGAAAGGUAUGUAUCAUAUAAAAGAAAAAAUUAUUUUCUUUACAACUACUUAACCAUUACAUAGUAAAUAGAUGUAUAUUAAUGGCAUUUUCCAUAUUAGGAACCAUUACAAGCACUAUGUGGUUAUCCUAAUCAUGUCAUGAAAACACGUACAUCAAGGGAGAGGAAACCAAGUAAAUUCAAGGUCUCCCCAUUUGUACACAAUUUAAGGAAGAUGGUAAAAUGUGAAGCAUCAGAGGUAUAAUACAAAUAGUUUAAUAUCAUUGUUCUUAUUUUUGAUACUUAACAUAUAUAGUUAAUAAUUAUGUCUUGUUUUCGAUUUAGUCAAUCCCCAUGUCCAUUCGUGAAGACGUGCUGGAUACUCAAUCAUUCAAUGUACUUCAAUCUCUUGUCGCUGAUUAUGUUUUCAAUAAAGCAUUGUCAAAAAGGUUUGUCGUGUCUAGAACAUUCAUAGAUGUGUUGUUACAAUUUUAGCCUUCAUAUGCUUCCAAUUUAGUCAAGUUUGUUUUAACAUAUUAUUAUUUUAGUGAGCUUCUUGUUGACUUUGGUCAUGAACAUGGAGUUCGUGGAGAUUUUGAGUGCUUACGUCCUAGACAAAAUUUGAUGGAUGUUGUCAGUACCUACUUCAUUUAUAUCAAAUGCGUGCUAUAUUAGUUAAAUAAAUUUAUUGAAGUUAUUGUUCAACAACAGGUAAUAAAUCUAGAAGCCUCAAAGCUAAAUUAUUUUGAAAGACAA